ACAACUGCUAGCCCCACUACAACCACAACUGCUAGCCCCACAACCACAACUGCUAGCCCCACAACUACAACUGCUAGCCCUACUACCACAACUGCUAGCCCCACUACCACAACUGCUAGCCCCACAACCACAACUGCUAGCCCCACAACUACAACUGCUAGCCCCACUACAACCACAACUCCUAGCACCACUACCACAACUGCUAGCCCCACAACUACAACUGCUAGCCCCACAACCACAACUGCUAGCCUCACUACCACAACUGCUAGCCCCACAACCACAACUGCUAGCCCCACAACCACAACUGCUAGCCCCACAACUACAACUGCUAGCCCCACUACAACCACAACUGCUAGCACCACUACCACAACUGCUAGCCCCACAACUACAACUGCUAGCACCACUACCACAACUGCUAGCCCCACAACCACAACUGCUAGCACCACAACUACAACUGCUAGCACCACUACCACAACUGCUAGCCCCACAACUACAACUGCUAGCCCCACAACUACAACUGCUAGCACCACAACUACAACUGCUAGCCCCACAACCACAACUGCUAGCCCCAUUACCACAACUGCUAGCCCCACUACCACAACUGCUAGCCCCACAACUACAACUGCUAGCCCCACAACUACAACUGCUAGCCCCACAACUACAACUGCUAGCACCACAACUAAAACUGCUAGCACCACUACCACAACUGCUAGCCCCACAACCACAACUGCUAGCCCCACAACUACAACUGCUAGCACCACUACCACAACUGCUAGCCCCACAACCACAACUGCUAGCCCCACUACCACAACUGCUAGCCCCACAACUACAACUGCUAGCCCCACUACAACCACAACUGCUAGCACCACUACCACAACUGCUAGCCCCACAACUACAACUGCUAGCACCACUACCACAACUGCUAGCCCCACAACCACAACAGCUAGCCCCACUACCACAACUGCUAGACCCACUACCACAACUGCUAGCCCCACAACCACAACUGCUAGCCCCACAACCACAACUGCUAGCCCCACUACAACCACAACUGCUAGCCCCACAACCACAACUGCUAGCCCCACAACUACAACUGCUAGCACCACUACCACAACUGCUAGCCCCACAACCACAACUGCUAGCCCCACUACCACAACUGCUAGCCCCACAACCACAACUGCUAGCCCCACUACCACAACUGCUAGCUCCACAACCACAACUGCUAGCCCCACAACCACAACUGCUAGCUCCACAACCACAACUGCUAGCCCCACAACUACAACUGCUAGCCCCACUACAACCACAACUGCUAGCCCCACAACCACAACUGCUAGCCCCACAACUACAACUGCUAGCCCCACAACUACAACUGCUAGCACCACUACCACAACUGCUAGCCCCACAACCACAACUGCUACCCCACAACCGCAACUGCUACACCGCUACCACAACUGCUAG
This is a messenger RNA of Acipenser ruthenus (sterlet), 1455 nucleotides long. RefSeq names its product mucin-5AC-like. The transcript is spliced from 3 exons. Lineage: Eukaryota; Metazoa; Chordata; Actinopteri; Acipenseriformes; Acipenseridae. The record is from RefSeq and is a predicted model, not a curated record. The annotation marks the transcript as partial.